This is a messenger RNA of Aspergillus oryzae RIB40, 732 nucleotides long. Its product is annotated as OB fold domain-containing protein. Gene Ontology annotation, biological process: resolution of meiotic recombination intermediates; double-strand break repair via homologous recombination. The coding region runs from base 1 to 732 and encodes 243 amino acids. Lineage: Eukaryota; Fungi; Ascomycota; Eurotiomycetes; Eurotiales; Aspergillaceae. The record is from RefSeq and is a predicted model, not a curated record. The transcript has a single exon. Gene Ontology annotation, cellular component: nuclear body; RecQ family helicase-topoisomerase III complex.
AUGGCCAACUCAGAAGAACAAAUCGCCCUCCAGCUUCUGAGCACCAAGUCACUCCCGGUCUCAGCAGCAUGGCUCAAUAACUUCGUUGCCUCAACCGCGCACCAGCGCAACGUGCCUCUCUCGGCCUUGGCCCAAACUGCGUUAUUCCGCAUCCUCGCCUCGGAUUUCAGAGAUUCUCUCUCCACACGAACACCAUCGUCACUCCUGCCCGUCGACAUCUUCGAUCCCACCGUACAAGAAAGGCAACUCCAAGGCUCGAUCCCUGUCCAAGUCCUCGAUAUCGAAGACAUCGGCACAGGUCUUUGGAGCCAAGUAGAAGCCAUUGAGCGCGUGGAACGUGGAGAGGCGAUUCGAGGACGGGAGAUAGUGCGGACGAUUAACGUGGACGAAGACCCGGAGCAGAGUGCGGAGGGAACCGGUGGUAAUACUGCUUCUGCGCAGCCAGAGACUGGAAAUAGCAAUGGCCCGCACCGGUUGGUCGUUCAGGAUGCGGCGGGGACGAAAGCGGUUGCUAUCGAGUUGAAGCGUGUUAACGGCAUUGCGCUAGGGAAACUGCCCAUUGGGGCUAAACUAGUGUUGCGCAAUGCGACGGUGGCGCGUGGGAUGGUGUUGUUGACACCUGAAUCUGUGACGCUUCUUGGGGGAAAGAUUGAUUCCUUGGACCAGACGUGGAAAGAGGGAAGGAAGGAGAGAUUGGUAGCAAGAAUCACGGAAAUGCAGGGACAGCAGUAG